Molecule: messenger RNA, 2009 nt
Organism: Drosophila hydei
Lineage: Eukaryota; Metazoa; Arthropoda; Insecta; Diptera; Drosophilidae
Gene: thoc5
Product: THO complex subunit 5
Exons: 7
Coding region: 127-1977 (616 amino acids)
Biological process (GO): mRNA export from nucleus; positive regulation of DNA-templated transcription, elongation
Cellular component (GO): THO complex part of transcription export complex
Molecular function (GO): mRNA binding
Source: RefSeq, a predicted model, not a curated record
AAGCCUAAAUGCAUUGGACCUUUGAUACAUCGACCGAAGCAUUGUUAAAAGUUGGCUCGACGCUGUCUUUAUUAUCCACAUUCCUGCUAAUAGAAAAGACUUUGACGCGGCAAAUAUACAGGCAAUAUGAACAUGGAAGAUUUAUUAAACACACAAUUUGUGAAGUUAAAAGAAGCUAUGAACGAUCUCUUUGAAUUAAAAAGCGCUGGACAUGUUUUGGAAUUGAAGCAAUCACCAGGUGUAUUAAUGUUUGUAGCAUUAAAGCACUCAAACCGGAAAGUCAAGCGAAACAUAAAAUCUGGGCGAGAUGAAUUACAUUUGCAGAAAUCAAAAGUGGAUCUAAGUAGAUUGCAAUUGCAAAAUCUACUUUAUGAAGUUAGCCAUUUGAAGAAGGAAAUCGUCCGAUGUCAAAAAUUCAAGAGUCGGGACACCUAUUUGGAAUUGCUUUCAGAUAAAGAAUAUGCCAUAAAGUUUGCCGCCGAUGGCAGUGAUAACGCAAAUAUGUCCAAUCACAAAACACAUUUGUAUCGCUUGGAAUGCGAAUUACGUUUGCGUAAAGAACUGGAUAAUCAGUAUAGCGCCUUACUUACCUCAAAACAGGAGCUAUUGCAGGAUAAUUUGAAGCAGACGCAAAAAUAUCUUUCAUUUGCUCCAGCUCUACGAACGCUGCUAGAAUCGACAAAGCCAUUGCACGAUGCACUGCAAUUAUCCCUCGAUGUCGAAUGGAAAUUAAGCUCAAUAUUUAAGUAUCUGCCAAGAGCUUUGUAUAUAUUGUUUAUUAAUCUGCAAGCCCUUCAGCGUACCAAAACCGAAUUUGCAUCGAAAGUAGUUGGUUUCGAGAGUGAUCAACAAAUGCAAGAAUUGCUUUUGGAAACAGAAAAUACAUUGAAGGAACGUCGACAUUUCACUGAAAAAAGUACUUCUAUUGAAACAGUGCCCGAUAAAUCGUUGGAUCAAGUCUUGAAAUGUCAUCCGCUUCAUAUACAUCUAGUCAUUGAAAGUCCAGAUAAGUCUUUUGAGCUAAUACUAAUUGUGAGAUACUGGCAAUUGCUCAAAUGUGUAACUGUGCGAGCACAACUAAACAGUACAAACAAUUCUAAUUUUCAAGGAGAUGCCAACAUGGUUGAGGACCUGCUCGGACAUUUAUAUCCUGAUGAUACGGGAAAUUAUAUUCCUAUUCCAGGCAUAGAAUAUGAAUUGCAGAAUUUAAAUUUGACCACGGAGAAGUGUUUGGAAUACCUGGUUGAAAAUGGAUAUGGAAAACCAUAUUGUUGGCUGCAGAGCAUGUGUUCGAUAGCGACCGUUAAUAAGAAGCAAACUUUUAAGCACGAAUUUAAUUUGCAUAAAUGGAUUCGUAAAGUCUUUAUGCGCAUCCUAAAACGUUGGCAAUCGUGGUUACGACUAACUCAACAAAUACGUGGUUUGACCUAUAAAGAUGUAGAUCUGUCUAUAUCAAAGGAGAAUAUUUAUCCAGAAGGCUUGUCUUGUAGCUUGGUGCAGUGGACUGCAAUCUCCAGUGAGGAAUUUAACAUUCAAAACGCUGGAUUAAUUUACAAUUUGUCGCCUUCGAAUGGAAUCACGUACACCUCCUAUAGGGCUGUAAUUGUGCGUGGAUCUGCCAAAAUGGAGUGUUUCAUUCGAAUACCCAGCAAUUAUCCCUUAGAUAUUCCGCUUUGGAUCUUAAGUGUGCAUUGGAAUGGACGACAUACUUCAAUGAACAAUGCGGCAAUUAAAAUGAUGGAGUUUUGGACAAACUCCUUACAGCCGUCACAAUUGAAGAAGGGCAAUCGAUUGCUGUACUCCCAGCUAUUUCGUACCAUAUAUAGCUUCGAUAUUUUCCUUGAAACGGAAGGAUCAAUGCAAACAGUUAGAGAAUACAACAAAGAGAAACCAUAUAUUAGUACUUUCACGAAACGAAUCCGAUUGCGUCCAUAUAAGUACAUAAUGAAGGGUUCAACAUUUACAUUUAAACAAUAAAUAAAUAUAAGCCGAUAACAACGUCAUCAUGA